AUGAUAGAACGGCAUUUUAAUGAAGAUAAAAAGUUGAAUAGCUAUUGGACUAUUAUACGAGUUAAUAUGUCUAUUGGAGAUAAUGAUUACACAAAUUCCAUAGUGGAUUAUAGCAAUUUGGUUGGAUGUUUACCUCUUAUCUUAAAUAAUAAAGUUAUUUUAAAAGACGAAAAUCAAACACAACAAACUGGUGUUUCUACAAUAGUUGCAAAAAAAAAACAGGCAAUGAAAAACGCAGGAUCUUCAGGGAUACCUUUGUACAAUGAAGUUGAAGUACAUUUGCCAAAAUUAAAUAUAAAUUCAUUAGUAAAUAAAACUCGAGGUGAGUAAUUUAUUAUUUAAAAUGCAAACCAGGGUUUUUAUAUUUAUAAAAUUAAAAUAUGAUAUUAUUGUCUUAUUAGCUUGCAAUGAGAAAUUCACUACCAUUACAGAUGAGCCUACGUUUGAACAUAAAGAAUACACUUUAAAAUAUAAUUUAAAAAAAUGCAUUGUAGCUGAUUUAAGUUGUGAACUCGUUCAUUCAGUAUUAGUGUAUAAAUGUUCAGUAUUGAAAUGUCAAUAUAAUCAGUUUUCUACAGUAGUUAUAAAUGAGUUGUUUAAACACAUUAAUUUGAAUCAUCAGAAUAUUGUUUGGGAUAGAAAGUGUGACAUGUGUAAACAAAAAGUGGACAAUUUAAAUGAACAGUAUUUAUUAAAAGAUGCUUUAGAACAUAUCAUUUCACAUCAUUUGGUUUUAAAAAAAAUCCACCAACCUAAAAUAAUAUGUAUGUUAAGUUAAAUAGGUAUUAUUGAUAAUAUUAUUUCAUAAAGUAUAAAAUAUUUAAAUUUUUAGCGAAUGUUCAAGAUGUGGAAAAAGGACAGAAAUCUCCAACUAUAGCCACAGUAAAAAGUAAAGAAAUGGGAUCAAUAAGAGUUAUUCGUUCACUAAGAGAACGUGAUGACUUGUUGUCAACAGCUAGUGAGUUCAAAUUGUGUUAUUAUAUUUAUUACAUAUUAAUAUAUUAUGAAUAUGUUUUUCUAAAUAAAAUAAAAUACUAGAACCUUUGUUCAAUUUUGAUCAUAAACGAACACAAAUAAACAAUGGAGAGACUAACCAAACCACAAUCAUUAAUUAAUUGUAUGUGAAUGAAUGGUGAGGUAAAACAUAAAUUGGUGAUAGAAGAACUAGAAAAAAAAAAUCAUCAUUAAAAAUAUUAAAUCUGAUGUUUUUAUACAAUAAUGUCUAUUGUAUAUAAAAUGAGUGUAUGUUCUGUGUUAGAAUCACAAAAAAUAAACCAAAAAUAAAUUUUGUAUACAUUUAAAAGGAAAUAAAAGAAUUUUAAUAUUUGAGACAUGACUAAAAUGAUUUUCUAUUUUAUAAUAAUUUAUAUCUGGUUCUAUUUCAUCCCUUGUCGGUUCAUUUAUAUGUGGCCUCACUGUUAAAGUAUGAAGUUUUACAGGUUUUUCAAGAAUGUCCAAGUUUUUCAAGUAAUGUUUGAAUUACUUCAAUUAAUUUGUUAACUAUUUCACUUUUGUCCAUUAUCAGUGUGCCAUUCCAAGCUGUUCUUGGCUUAUAUCUAUCUGUAUAUCAUUCUUGUUCUUGUACAAGAUUUUAAGAUUUGUGUCUAUGUCUUGAAUAUGGUUAUUUUCCCAUUGUCUUUUUCCGAUAUUAUUAUUGUUUUAGUUUUUCAUUAUCUUAUUGCAGAGACACUUUUAACAACACCUUACUUCUUUAUUAUUCUUCCUUAUUCUCUUGAAAUAUCAAUGUUCCUUUUGCUGUAUGUCUAUUAAUUAUUUCACUUUUUCCAUAAUUAGUUGUAUAUUUUUGCUUUGAAUAAUGUUUAUCGGCUUUAGAAAAAUAUACAUUCAUAUUUUAAAAUAACUCCUAAUGAUAUAUUUGGUAAAAGUAUAUGUUUCUAUUUGAAUUCUGAAAGUUUAUAAUUCUUAAAAAUGUCUAAAUUCUCUAAACAUUAUGUAAAAUAUUGGAUUUUUUUGAUAUUUAUUAUAAUUAUACUUUGUUUUUGGGAAUAAUCAAAUCAAUUUUAAUAUAGUUUUUUAGAAAUUAAAGUUUUUUAUAUUAUGCAUUAAUAGGUAUUUUUAGUUUUUAUACAGAUAAAACAAAACAACAAAUGUCCGAAAAUUUGUUGAACAAAUUGGAAUGUGCUUCAAAAGAUACAAAUUAUAAUAAUCUCUUUUCCCCUAUAUUAAUCUAUAUUAAAAUAUAUUAUUAGGUGUUAAUAUGUCGGGACUAUUGAUGGUAGCUAGCUUUGAUCCAAGUAUGCUUUAUUUUAUUUAAAAUUCAAAAGCAAUGACCAAAACUAUUGAACAUAUUAUAUUUGUAUGUUUUAUAUAAUCUAUUAUUAUUUUCUAUUAAAUUGUGUGUGUUUAUUAAAGUUUCAAUGAUAAUUCUGUAACCAAAAAAAUGUGAAUUCGAUUAAUAUUUAGCAUCUCUGAAAUUUAUUUAUUUAUUUGAUUUAUCGGGUUAUUAUCUUAAAAUACAUUAAGAAAUCUGUAGUUACUUUCAAUUUUAUACGAAGUUUCCUAUAGUAUUAUCCUUAUACUAAUAACUCUGUCAAUAUUUAUUUUAUUAUUUUUAAGCUAUAACUAAGAAAAUAUUGAUCAGAUAUCAAUAUAUGUUACAUAAAAAUGUUAAAAAUAAUAUCUUUUAAAAAGUGAUAAAAAAAGAAAUUUUCAUUUUUAAUAAUCAAGGAACGAAAAUAAAAAUUUAACUUUUCUCCACGUAUUAAUCCCACCUCCCUUGGCAAACACGAUUGAAAAAAGAAACCAAUAUUGAUAGAACUAUUAGCAUAAAAAUUACACUGAAGAACACUCUGUAUAGUUCUUAUUGUUAAAUAAAUAAAUGUAUCAUCUAGAAAUUGAAUAUAGGUAAAUAAAAAAGUAACAAUUGCUUUGAAACAAAAGUGAUAUUUUUGCUUUUCUUAGUAUUAAUUAUAACUACAUACAUUUUGCAACAGACAGUGAUACUGCAACCGUGUGAUAUUAAAUGAUAAAGUAGGCAAGUAUUUUAGAAAAAAAAUAUUGUGUCUUUAUAGUUUUGUUAUAAUUGAUGUACACUCGAGCUCUUCAAUUGUAUUUAGAAUACAUUAAUUUUAUUUUUUCAUCAAUGAUAUAAAUUUGAAAUUGAUAAUAUUUAUUAUUUAACACUUUUACAAGUUUUUCCAAUAAAAUACUGUUCAAUUGAAUUAAAUUCAACUUUUACAACUUUCAUUGAUUUAAAGGUUAAUCAAUGUUUAAGAAUAAUUUUCCAUAGGCCUAAUCAAUCAGGAAUAAAAAAAAAGCCACCAGGGUUCUGUCUCUAUGUCCAAUUUACAACAAUACUUACAGAUGGUGAGGUCAAGGGUUGGAAGUUCAAAUCUUCUAAAGGGACAUCUUCAAUAACAAUUCUUUUUAUAUAUACAUAUUUUAACCAAGUUACUUUUUUAUUAUAUAUUAUAUACUUAUUUGUAAUAGUAUNACUGGUGUUUCUACAAUAGUUGUGAAAAAUAAACAGGCAAUGAAAAACGCAGGAUCUUCAGGGAUACAUUUGUGCAAUGAAGUUGAAGUACAUUUGCCAAAGUUAAAUAUAAAUUCAUUGAUAAAUAAAAUUCGAGGUGAGUAAUUUAUUAUUUAAAAUGCAAACCAGUGAUUUUAUAUUUAUAAAAUUAAAAUAUGAUAUUAUUGUUUUGUUAGCUUGUAAUGAGAAAUGCACUGCCAUUACUGAUGAUCCUACGUUUGAGCAUAAGGAAUACACUUUAAAAUAUAAUUUAAAAAAAUGUAUUGUAGCUGGUUUAAGUUGUGAACUCAUGCAUUCAAUAUUAGUAUAUAAAUGUUCAGUAUCGAAAUGUGAAUAUAAUCCGUUUUCUACGGUAGUUUUAAAUGAUUUAUUUAAACACAUUUAUUUGAAUCAUAAGCAUAUGGCUUGGGAUAAAAAAUGUGACAUGUGCAAACAAAAAGUGGACAAUUUAAAUGAACAGUAUUUAUUAAAAGAUGCUUUAGAACAUAUUAUUUCACACCAUUUGGUUUUAAAAAAAAACCACCAACAUAAAAUAAUAUGUAUGUAAAGUUAAAUAUGUAUUAUUGAAUGAUAAUGUUAUUUUAUAAACUAUAAAAUAUUUCAAUUUUUAGCGAUUGGUCAAGACGUGCAAGAAAAACAGAAACCUUCAACUUUAGCCACAGUAAAUAGUCAAGAAAUAGGACCAAUUAGAGUUAUUCCUUCACCAAUAGUCCGUGAUGAAUUGUCCUCAACAGCUAGUGAGUUAAAACUGUGUUAUUAUAUUUAUUACAUAAUAUUUAUAGAAUAACGUUAUGACUAUGUUUUUCUAAAUAAAAUAAAAUAUUAGAACCUUUGUAAAAUUAUGAUCAUAAACGAACACAAAUAAACAAUGGAGAAACUAACCAAACCAUAAUCAUUAACUUAUUUUAUGUGAACGAAUAGUGAGUUAAAACAUAAAUUGGUGAUAGAAGAAUUAAAAUAAAAGAAAUGAUCAUAAAAAAUAUUAAAUCUGAUUUUUUUUGUACAUUUAUGUCUAUUGAAUAUAAAAUGAAUGUGAGUUUUGUGUUAGAAUCACAAAAAUUAAAUCAAAAAUAAAUUUUUUAAAACAUAAACUGGUGAUAGAAGAAUUAAAAUAAAAGAAAUUAUCAUAAAAAAUAUUAAAUCUGAUUUUUUUUGUACAUUUAUGUCUAUUGUAUAUAAAAUGAAUGUGAGUUUUGUGUUAGAAUCACAAAAAUUAAAUCAAAAAUAAAUUUUGUAUAAUAAUCUAUUUUUCCCUAUAUUAUAUGCAUACAAAAAUGUGUAUUCGUCCUAUUGUAUUAUCCUUAUACUAAUAACUCUGUCAAUAUUUAUUAUAUAUUUUUUAAGCUAUGACUAAGAAAAUAUUGAUCGGAUAUUAAUGUAUGUUACAUUAGAAUAUUAAGAAUAAUAUCUUUUAAAAAAUGAAUAUUUUGAAAAGUUUAAUCACUUUUAAAGAACUCACAAAAAAAAAAAAAAAAAUGUUCAGUAAUCAAUGAACGAAAAUAAAAAUUUAACUUUUCUCCAUGUAUGAAUCCCUCCUCCCCCCCACUCUCUUGGCAUAAAACCUGAUUGAAAGAAAAAACCAAUAUUGUCAGAACUAUUAGCAAAAGGAUAACACUGUAGAACAAUAUGUACAGUUCAUAUUUUUAAAUAAAAUAAUGUAUCAAUUAGAAAUUGAAAAGUAAUAAUUUAUUUUAAACAAAAGUGAUAUUUCUUCUUUUCUAAGUUUUAACUAUAACCAUUUAAAAUUUUGCAAAUUCUUUCAUUGUAGUUUUGUAAUAAUUGAUGUAGACUGGAGCACUACAACUGUACUUAAAAUACAUUAAUUUUAACUUUACAUCAAUGAUAUAAAUUUGAAAUUGUUUAAUAUUCAUUAUUUAAUGCUUUCACAAGUUUUUCCAAUAAAAUACCGUUCAAUUAAACUAUAUUCAAUUAUUACAACUUUAAGGAUUAAUCAAUAUUUAAGAAUAAUUUUUAAUAUGCCUAAUCAAUCGGGAAUAAAACAAAAACCAGCAGGGUUCUGUCUCUAUGUCCAAUUUACUACAAUACUUAUAGAGUAGUCGAAGGUUGGAAGUUCAAAUCUUCUAAAGGGACAUCAUCAACAAUAGUUCUUUUUAUAUAUACAUAUUUUAACCAAGUUACUUUCGUGACUUUGUAAAAGUAUUUAAAAUACAGUGAAAACAUGGAAAUGUUUAGGGAAAAAUAGACAAUAAUUCAUUAGUCUCAAGUGUACCUUUUUAACAUCCUAUUUGGCAAUUAUUAUUUUUUAGCUGGACAAUCAAAUAGUAUUCAAGCUUCUAAUGAUAAAAUUCUUUCGGUUCCUCCAGUUUCAUUGCAGAUACAAGAUGUUGGAAGUUUAAAAGAGGUAUAUAAUAUUUUAAUUCAAUAAGACGAAAUAUUAAUAAUAUAUAUUUGUUUUUGUUUUUUUUUUUUUAAUGUACGUUAUAAGAGUAAAAAUUGUAUUACAAAUGGUAAUAAAAAAUGUUAUGAAAUAAAAUAUCAGUAUGAAGUUACGAGUUCAAGGGCUACUCUUGUAGGCUCAAAUCAACAAAUAGUUAACAAAGGAGUACCCAUAAACGGUACAUAUUGUUUAAUAGACACAGUGUAUCAAAAAAAUUAUUUAAAAACAUUCAAAGAGUUUGGAGCCAAAGCAAUAAGAUCACAACAAAUUCUUAAUGAUAUGACAACAAUACCAAAAUUAUUCACACUUUUUAAAUGUAUGGAUAAAUCAUGUACAGACGUUUUCUCGGNUGAUCUUUGUUAAUGAUGUGUGUUUUAGAGAAUCAAAUAAAUAAUUCUGAACAGUUUAAACAUUGUGUAUAUUGCUUUAAACAAUUUGAUGAUGGAGAAUCUUUGGCUACUCAUAUUUUAAAAAACUAUUCUUUCUGUAAAUAUUUUUGUCCAUUUUGUUUUUAUCGUGCAUAUACACCUCUUCAUGUACUGUUUCAUCAGGUAAAUAUUAUUUUCAAUUUUAAUUUUAAUUAUGUAUUAUAAGUGUAUUAUUAAAAUUAUUAUUAUUAUAAUUUUGAUUUAGAAUUUACUUCAUAAUACAAAGAAUUCAAAUAUAAUACAACUGGAGAAUGAUUAUUCAGAAGAAAUAUUAAUGGCAGUUGACUAUAAUGAUUUUGUUAUGCCGUAUAAGUGCAAUGUUGGUAAGUAAUCUUUAUUUUUAUUCUAAAAAAAACAAUGUCUGCAUGUGUUUUUCUGUUUUUAUUUUCCUUUAAAGUUAUUCAUAAUUUAUGUUAAAAUAAUAGACUCAAGUUUCAUAAAUCAUCAGACACGGUUCGAAACAAUAUUGUAAUUUCAGUUUAUGUCAUAAUGGCUUAAAACUUUACAGAACUGAUAAUUGGCUAUAGGUUCUAGUGUUACUAUAUUUCAUCUAAUACAUAUACGAAACUCGGGAAAUAUUCUGUGAGCAAUCAUUAUAUCAUUAUCAAGUUCCAAUGUAAAUUUGUUUGGUACUAUGAUAUUAGACUGGGUUUGUUCAAGCCUACUAUUAGUAUUUAGUUCUUACUGAACUACAUCAAUCUAAAUUGAAAAAAAAUAAAUAGAGAAAUUACGAAUAUAAUGGUUUUAUAUUUGUUAAUUUCUUUUUUUAUCAAUUUAAAAUAUUCUUAGAGACAUUUAAUUUUAUCAGAAAACUCUUAUUGGACAUCUCUAAACUUGAUAAAAUAUUUUUCAAAAAUAUUCUGAAAACGUUUUUGACAUAUUUUACACACAUACAAAUUAUUAAGAUCUUUUAUGUAUUUCGAACCUAGUUGAUCAUGAACAUUAUAGACUUUUACGGUUUAUGUUCUCGACCCGAAAUAUUUCUCGAAUCGAAAAAUUACAACAAAUCGAUUUUAGAUUUUGAGUAAAAUGAGGAAUGAAUUGGUUUUACAUUAAUGUUUAUAUAUUUUUAUUUCUGUGGACAACAUUUUUACUCUUAAUUUUGCUCAGAUUUAUAACGAUGGCAUUAUUUCUGAAAGGAAAUCCAACUGAGAUGGUACUUUAAGGUGGUCAUUAUUUGACUUUCGCAGGGAUUUUUCACAAAAAUGGGAAAAAUAUUGGAAAACUGGGAAAAUAUUACACAGAUAAAAAAUAAAAACUGUUUCAAUGAAUGUAUCAAAAUAUAUUUUACUAUAAUAUACCUAAGCGCAGCAGUGAAGAUUGGACUGUACGUCUGCAAUAAUUCUUGUCGCAAAUUUUCGACGGCCAUCUAAGCUAUUGUGUUUACAGCAGAUGUAAUACGAUUAAAACUGUAUACCUGUUUACAAUUCAGUAUUUCACUAAUAUAAUAUUGUCUGGUUUCCGAUAAAAUAUUAUCUGUUAGGCAAAAUUCUAUCUAAUCUGUUGAUAAUUUUCUUUGAAGUGGACAUUUAAAUAUACAUAUAUUCAUAUAAUUAUAUACAAUGCGUUUCAUUGAAAUGGUAAUACGAAAUAUUUCUGUCCAGUGAUAUCGGGUUGAAAUGGGGUUUUCAAGAGAAGAUAGAAAAUACACAUUUCAAAUGGUAAAUUCUCAUAUAGUUAUAUAAAUACAAAAAAUGGUUCAAAUUAUACAACUAAAAACAUAAUUUCGCUGCUUAAAUCCUACUAGUUAGCGCUAACUGACAGUUUACAGCCCUACAGGACAUUGUAGAACGGCUCUUAAAAUUGUUAAAUCGUAUAUAAUUAUCUAAGGCAAGGAAUUUUUAACUUUUCUGUCUUGUUAUUAUUACUGGUUGUAUAAUUUUUAUUCAACUAAGACUAUCAAUUUAAAUUUUUUUUUUAAUACUUGGUAUAUAUUAUAUAUCAUUGAUAAAUAAAUAUAAUAUCAUAUUAGGAUAACCAUGUUGGAAAUACAUAAUAUUUUUAAGGUUACAUAAAUAAACAAAAACUAAUAACUAUUUAUAUCAUAAUACAAAUAAAAAAUGCAGAACAUAUUUGCUUAUAUUGGUAAUAAUUAAGAUAUUUUAUACCAAGGAUGAAUUAUUAACCUUUUUUUUUUUCUAUUGAAAAGAAAAAAAAGCUUCAACAUCUGGGGAUUGUUUUGGUCGCUCUAUCUGCCUACUUGCCUGCCAUCUCAUGCCGGCAAUGCUGAUAUGUGAUGGUACCAUUAUAAAUUCUAUAUUUUUAUUUUUUUAAAUAAAUAUAAUUAGGUUUGGAACUAGGUUUUUUCAUUGGUAGAGAAGAGGUUUUGGAGUGCCAGGAGAGCGCUAAGAGAGUCGCUUAGUUUUAGUAUAUUAUUAUUUGAAGUUGCCAAAUUAAUUAAAUUGAAUGCUUUUAAGAUGGCAUAGUUUUCUACAGAGAAAAUACUACUUUCCGGAGGGAGUUUGUGUAGGAUUUUUGUUUCUUCUUUGAUGAUCGCAAAACCUGUUUCGUGUGGGGAUUUGGAUGCAUCGGUAUAAAUUUGUAGGAAGUUGGGAAAUUUAUUUUCAAUGAUUUCUUGGAAAAUAUAAUUGUCGAAUUUGUUUCAUGUUUAUUGAACAUGGUUAAUUUUGUAUUGUGUUGGGUUUUCCAAAGCCAAGGUGGACAUUUCGGCAUGAUCAUAUUGGUUGGAUUUGUAUUUUGGUAUUUUAAAAUAUUGUUAUAUUCUAUACGAUUAAGAGUGCUUUUCCUUUUAAUGUCAUAGUUGAGUAUACAUUUUUGUCUUAGGAGUUUGAGAGGUAAUUUUUCGGGCUGGAAUAAAAUGCUUUCGAUGGGGCUGGUUCUAGAUGCUUCUAUUGAUAUACGGAUUUCCCUAUUAUAGGUAGGCUAUAAUAUUUUAAGUAGAUUUCCUUUAGCUGUGCUAUAAAUAAUUGACCCAUAGUUUAUUUGUGACAGUUUUAAGGAUUUUUAUAUGUUUAGAAGUCUUAUGUUCAUUUUUAUUAUACAUUAACUUUUAUGCUUAAGAGAUGAUGAGUCCAUUUUAAUUGAUUGUAAAAGAUCAUUCCUAAUAUUCGUAGUGAUUUUCAAAAUGGUAUUUCAGAAUCUUUGAGGAAUAAUUAGUGGUUCCAUAUCGUUUAAGUGUGAAAACAUAUACAAUGGUUUUUUACCGUGAAGAUAUUGAAAACAUUUUUCUUUGACCAACAUUGGAGGGUUCUUGUCGUAAUAUUGCCACUGUGGUUUUGAUGUUUUGUCCACAGAAAUAAAUACAGUACUCAUCGGCAAAUAAUGUUUUGUAGUUUUUGGUACUUCUUUGAAUAUAUUAUUAAUGGCUAGUAGAAACAUUGUUGUUCUGAUCACUAAACCCGUCGGGGGUUGCCCCUAUCUGUUAGUUAACUGUUUGAUAAUUCAUUGUAAGCUGUGACUUGCGUUGUACGGUUUUUUAAACAAUUUUGGAGAACAUGGAUAUUUUAUCAUUCAUUCAACAUUCUUGAAUGAUUUCGAGGACUCUGUUUCGUCAUAUGAUAUCAUAUGCUUUUUCUAAGUCUAAAGCUAUUAAUAUUAGUUGUUGUUUCGGGUUUUUGGCAUUGUUUUUAUUUGAAGUAUGUACGGAAGAAAGUGUAUCGGGAUUUGAAAGAUUUCGGCAAAAUUUUACUUGGUGUAUUAACGAGUGAUAUGGGCCUAUAGUUAACAAUGUCAAAUUUGUUCUUGUUCGGUUUUGGGAUCGGUAUAAGGAUUGCAUUGCACCAUUGAUCCGGAUAUAUGGCCUUUUCCAUACUAUAUUACAAAUUUGAAAGAGAGUUUCACGUUUUGGUAGCCUUGGUGGAUUUUGAAUAUAAUUGUACGGUAUCCCAUCUGGACCUGGGCUUUUGCUUUUGCAUCCAGAUAAUGCAUUGUGUAGUUCAAUUAUAUUAAACGGUUGAUAUUUUUUUCUACCUUGUGUUUGAAAUUUAAAAAAUUCGUAUUUGUAGUUUGAAUUACGACUAUUUUUAGUAAAGUGCUGCGUUUUGCGCCUUGGUGAUAUUUUUAGAGGGUGAGAGUGUGAUGCCAUAAUGGUUUAGAUCAAAUGGUAAUAGUUGGUGAAUAAUUCCUUUAAUGCCUUUAAUUUUAUUUCAUAUGUCGGUGGGAGAUGUGUUUAAAUUUAUUGAGUUUGUGUAUUUAUGCCAAGAUUCAGUUUUAAUUUUUUUUGUCAUAAAUUUUGAUUGUGUGCGAAAUUUUUUGAGCUCUCUUUGGUCAUCAAUGGAUUUGGUUUUUUUUAAAUUUAACUAAAUAUUUUUUUCUGGCUCUGAUUGCCAUAUUACAUUUCUUGUUGUACCAUAGGACUGUUCUCUUUUUGAUAUUUAUUUUACCAAUAGUCGGAUUGGCAGCAUCUAAUAUCUUGUUAGAAAAUCUGUUAAUCAUUGAAUUUCUUUCGGUUUGGUUAAUUGCAUUUUUAAGAAUGACUAGGUAGUCAAUAAAUUCUUAUUGUAUAGUAUUUCGGUAAAGUUCCCAACUGGGGUUAUUUAAAUUUCAACUGACGAGCGGAGAUAUUGGAGGUGUUUGUCCUAAAAUGUUUAUGGAAAUUGGCCAAUGGUCACCGUUGCUAUAUUCAUUAAGUACUUUCCAUUCGGUUUUGGGUGCAAAUGUGCUAUUUGGUAUUGUGGGGUCAAUAGAUGAAAGGGAGUUAUGAGUUGCAUUAUGACGAGUUUAUUCUCUAGUAUUUAGUAAUAUUAGUUGUUCGUUUUCUAUACAUUUGUCCAUAGUUUUUCAUUUUGAUCCGUGUAAUGCGAUCCCCAAAUUUAGUUACGAAUGUUAAAAUCGGCGAGAAAAAAGAAAAGAUUUAGGUAAUUGUUUGAUGAUAUCUUUGAUAUCAUUUAGUGAUAGGAUGGUACUGCCUGGUAGGUAAAUGUCGAGAGUACAUAUUGGAGUUUUGAGGUGUAUAGAGAUAGCUAUAACUUCUAGUGAGGAUUGAAUAUGAAUUUCCGUGUUUUUAAUGAGAUUAUUGACAUAAAAAGCAGCUCCACCGCUGGCACGGAGGUUUGUUUGGCGAUUUUUGAAAAAUCUAUUUUGUCCUCUCGAGGAAAAGUUAGUGAAGGAUCUUAAGUUAGUAUCUUGGAUACAAAAGGCGAUAGGCUGGAUAAGAUCUUUAGCUCCACAGAUUUCGGUAUUGUGCUUUUGUAAGCCAUUUAUACUCCAUUAGAUAAUAGAGUCCACGAUUAAUUUUUUAAUAAGUGCGAGUAGUAUAAUAAAAGUUUUGAGUGUGUAUGUUUUAUUAAGACGCGUUCGGUAUGGAUUUGGGUUGUACUUUAUUGGGGAGGUUGGGUUUGGAAAAGCAAAUUUGAAAGCUUUGUUACUCGUGUUUUAAUUGAUCUGUCUUUUAUUUUGAGUCGGAUUUGAUCAAUCAUGUCCAUUAUAGCUGGUAUGAUUGUAUUAGCAUUUUCGAUCCGCAUGUGAAUAUUCAUUGCUUUACAAUUGAAAUUAUCCAAGGUAUAUUUAAAUUGGAGGUAUUUGAUUGGAAGGGGUCCUUUAAUGGUGAAAUAUUCAAUGAUUGGUUUUAGUCCUUCAUCCAAUUUUGUAUCUAGACUGUUUGACGAAUUUGAUCGAGAUUGUAUUUUAGGGUUCUUGGUAGUUUUUUCAUUUUUAAGUGGUAGAUUAAAAUAAAUUCUUUGGGGAGUUCGGAGGUUUUGAUGUCAAUGAGUCAUUCAUUAGUCUUUUAUAUGUUUCAUUUGGUGUAUUCGAAAGUAUUUCCUCGAGAUAAUUUUGGGUUGGAGGAAAAAUUUCGGUUUCUUCGGUCCAAUCAGUUUCAAUUUGAUCAAGCUAUAUAUAUGGCUUUGAGCUUUUGGGAGGGGGAAGGGAUAUUUACUUCAGUAAUGCCAUUGGGUUGUUUUUGUUUGGUAGGGGAUUUCUUUCCAAUUUAAUAUUAAAUAAUAAUCUUCCAGUCUUCGAUAUACAUCCUGUGUACAUUUUGCUAAAAUAAGAAUUAUAAUCAUAAUACAAAUUAAGGCCAUUUUUAACAUUGUAAUUUAAGUAAACUAAUAUAACUUUGAAAAAGAUUUUUUAAAUUUUUUUGUACCUGAGAACCACAAUUUACUAGUUUAACGAUUGAUACUAUCACGUGAUAAUAAUAAGAGUGUUGUGUAAAUAGCCAUAAUAAAUAUUAACCAUUUCCAUUCGACAGUUUGCCUAUGGAUGGACAUAUAAGUUAUCAAUUUCAAAUAUUUCGAACCAUGUACGCUUGGCUAUUUGAGAAAAGCGCCUAUUCAGUACAUUAAUGUUAGGAAUUUUUAUUUAGUUUGAUGAUAGUUUUCUAUUAAAUAUUAUAGCUUAUUAUAUGCAUCAUUUUUGUUUUCUAUGAUUUUGUAACUAUAGUUAUUCUGAUUACUACAUAAUAUUGUUGCUAUGUAUUGUUAAUAAUUAUACUAUAUUUUUUUUUAAUAAUUUUAGGGCUAUGCAUUUUCUCUUGUUUUGUCUCUAAUGAUUUCAUAUAUCAUUUAAACAAGGAGCAUCCACAAUGUGAUAAAUUCUGUUGUCAUAUUUGUGGUUUUCAAGAUAAUAGUAAAGAAUUUAUUGCAUUCAAACCAAAUUUAUUAAUAGAAGUAAAUGCACAAUUUUUGUAAUUAGUUUUUAUGUUAUUUUAUAUAAAAAUUAAUAUUUUAUCAUGGCCAUUGUUCUAAGGUUGUAAAUCUCAAAUGUAUUUCAGUGUAACCAUUUAGAAAUAUAUAUUCAUUGAAUAUAUGUUUUUCUAAUGACUGUAAUAUAUAUAUUUUUUUAUCCAUAAAGGUUUUUUUAAAACUAAAUAUUCUAUUCUUUGAUAAAAUUUAAGACUUAAAUAAUUCUGUAAACCAAACUAGGAUUCACCAACUUAAGGUUAAUUUGUAAUGGAGUUUAUGAGACAACCUACCAAUUGUGGCAAGAACCUUCCAUAAAAUCAAAUUAAACAUAAGCUAUGCUCCUAAGUUUACAUUAGUGAAAAUGGCUAAUUAUAUAAUUAAUACAUCUUUUUCCUUAUUUAAUAAAUAUCUAUAUUUUUCAGCACUUUAAAGACCACCAUUUAAACACGUACCAAUGUAUUUUCUGCUUAUUUGGUACUGAAACUAUGAAUUCAAUGAUCUCUCAUUUAGCCAUGGAACAUUUUGAAUAUGACUCAUUAUGUUUGGAGCGUUCUGUGAAGUCCGGCUGUUGUGUAUGACUAAUUAAAUUUAUUAUAAUUUAUACUUAUAUGUUAUUAUUUAUCAUAACUGUUAUAGGAUUCUUCAAAGGUUGGAAAUCUAAACAUUAUAAGAACAGAAGCACUUAUACACAAUGAUCUGUUAAAAAUAGUGAAUUUUCCGUCUGGCAUGAGUUCUUUAUCUGAAAAUCUUACCGAAAGAACUCAAAUAAAACAAUCAAAUUAUGCAAUUACAAAAUCAAAAAAUAGUGCCAAUAUUGUGGAAAAUACACAAUCGUCUCCAGCAAUUGUUAUACAAAUUCCGGCUAAUGAAAAAAUGAUGGAGAGGAGUAACUCGUUAGAACUAGUUAAUUACAAUCAAAUUAAUAUACUUGAUGAUGAUCAAAAUCAUCUAAAAAAAAAUGUAAGAAAUAUAGGUAUUAGUUAACAAUAUAACGGUUUAGAUUUUUUCAUUAAAUUACUUAUAACAGUAGCUGCACACGACCCAAUGAUCCUAGGUUAACCUUUAUUAAAAUUAAAUUUAUAUCUGUAAUGAUUUAUAACAUUUUAGUAUCAAAAGGUGUUAAAGUAACAUUAAAAGUUAAACAAAAUAGCAACAAAAACCCGAUUAAUGAUAAUACCAAAAAAAUGUAUAAGCCCCCACCAAUAACUAUCAAAGGUGUUAAACAAUUUGAUAAAUUAAAACAAUUAUUAACGUGUGAAGAACCGGUAGGAAACGAACAACAAUUCAAAGUCCUAUCAAAUAACGAGACGAGAAUCUUAACAACAAGCGAAAGUCAAUUCAGAAGUACAAUAAAAAUAUUAGAAGAAAAUAAAGUUAAAUACCAUCGGUACCAAUUAAAAAGUGAAAAACCAUUUCGAGUAGUAUUACGAGGUAUAAAUCAUGAUUCCGAUAUGGGAAUAAUUACCAAUGAACUGUAUUACCAAGGCCACGAAGUAAGCAAAUUAACCAACAUACAGAUCAAGAAAAUAUCUGAUCCUAAAAACAAAAACAGCGAGUGGACAUACAUAAGGCUACCAUUAUUCUUUGUAGAUUUAAAACCAUUGGAGAAUAAUAAAGACAUUUACAACAAAGAACUACUAUGUCAUCAGGUAUUAAAAAUAGAAUCACCACUUAAAAAUAAAGAAGUAUCGCAGUGUAAGAAUUGUCAAGCGCUCGAACACACACACAAUUACUGUCACAAAUCGGUUGUAUGUGUGAAAUGUAGUGAAGGGCACAGAACCGAAGGUUGCCCAAAAUCUAAAAAGGCAAAAGCAAAAUGUGCCAACUGUGGUGAAAAUCACACAGCCAACUGGAAAGGUUGCUCUGCUUACAAGAAAGCAAUAGAAAGGGCACACCCAAAACAAGUCUCUGCUGUGCAAAGAAUACAGUAG
Messenger RNA from Cinara cedri, 14834 nucleotides. The record is from the annotation of a GenBank genome assembly. NCBI's taxonomy places the organism in Eukaryota, Metazoa, Arthropoda, Insecta, Hemiptera, Aphididae.